Microcebus murinus (gray mouse lemur) is the source of this 586-nucleotide messenger RNA. RefSeq names its product small integral membrane protein 9 (gene SMIM9). The record is from RefSeq and is a predicted model, not a curated record. NCBI's taxonomy places the organism in Eukaryota, Metazoa, Chordata, Mammalia, Primates, Cheirogaleidae.
CCAGAUUCUUCUGAAGAUACCUACACUCUGAAGCCUGAGGCCUAAUUCAUUGGCUUCUUUGGAUUCUUUGGUGCUAAGCCAAUUUUCAGACAAAGCUGCUGUGGGAAAGAGCUAGGGACAAAGAAAUCGCCCCUUGACAGAGUGAUCUAGGAGCACCAGCCGCAGCUAAAGGUGGAAUCCAUGGAACCCCAGAAGCUGCUGAGCCUUGGAUUUCUGCUGUGCUCUCUGACUUGCCUCUUGUUGGAGUUGGUAGCUUCCUCUCCUUCACCUUUAUCUGCUUUGAGAAUACAAGAGAAAGCAGGAUCGAAGCCACGCUCAAGGGACAACUAUAGGGCCUGGCUGAGCAACUUCAGGGAUUACUUGUGGGAUCUCAUCAAGAGCUCUAUACCUCCAGCAGCCAUUUUUGCUUUUCUUAUCACCACAGCACUAAUGGGGACCCUCUGCUGCCUCACCAUUCUUGUAGGUGAACCAGUCCAGUGAAGAAUUAGAAGAUUCAACGGUACAAGUGUGGUAUCUGGCUUGCUGAAUUUCAAGAGAGUGCAGAGUGUGCUAUGUGCUCAAAAUAAGGAAGUUAUCUAUUGGUUAA